This is a messenger RNA of Clarias gariepinus (North African catfish), 2467 nucleotides long. RefSeq names its product autophagy related 14 (gene atg14). Gene Ontology annotation, cellular component: autophagosome; extrinsic component of omegasome membrane; phosphatidylinositol 3-kinase complex, class III. The transcript has 10 exons. The record is from RefSeq and is a predicted model, not a curated record. NCBI's taxonomy places the organism in Eukaryota, Metazoa, Chordata, Actinopteri, Siluriformes, Clariidae. Gene Ontology annotation, biological process: mitophagy; cellular response to starvation; autophagosome assembly. Bases 212 to 1741 code for a protein of 509 amino acids.
AUAGCUAAGGCACGGCCCGCGCACACGUGACUUAUACAUAAACAAAGUGAGUCACGUGGUAGGGCUACAGGACAAGCGCAGUACCUAGUUAGUGGACAGGAUAAUGUUUUGUUGUGGGGUUAUCACAGGGGAAACGCACAGAUUCAGCGUUUGUAGCUGAGAAUGUUGUCCUGAGCUGCGCUGUCAUAUCCUGUCAGAGCGCGCUGGCGCUAUGGCGUGUCCCCCGGAGAGCGAGGUGCGGGUGGUCGGGCCCUGUGAGUCGGUCGCUGAGGGGGCGAGAGCACAGGCCCAACAGGAUCAGCCGUGUCCAGGGGCAGUGACGGUGUCCCCGGCGACUGUAAUGGUGGAGUCGGUGGACGAUGCGGAGGGACUGUAUGUGGCUGUGGAGAGAUGUCCCCUGUGUAACACGGCGAGGCGCAGGCUAACCUGUGCCCGGUGUAUCAGAGCCGGAGACUUCGUGCACUUCAAUGGCAAAAGCCCUGAAAGAUACACUGAGAGACUGGAAAGACUUGAGGAAAUGAAGAAAGAAAAGGAGAUCCUCCAGCAAAGGGUAAUCAAAACCAUGGACAAGAAGGUUCAGACCGACCAGCUUAAGUGGAAGAUAAUGUCAUGUAAGAUGAAGAUUGAGCAACUUAAAGAGGCAAUCUGCAGUGGGAAUCAGGAAGUGAAGAGUGGCAAAGAUCUGUUACUUCGCACUCAGGAAGAAGGUCAGAGACUGCAGCGACGGGCGAGUCGCCACCAAGAGAAGCGGGAUAAAAUAGAGCGUCAUAACCGUCGGCUAAGCGAGCUGUUGGAGAAGAGGAAUAAAGAGCUGCAAAGCAGACUGGAGGCUCUGGCUGAGGUGCGACGGGGUCACAUCCUGGAACUCACUACCUACAUCUUCCCUACUCAGGAGGAAAAACAGGGUAGCAGAGACCCAGCUGAAACUGCUGUAGCAGAGUACGAGUUUGCCCUCACAUCCAGCACCGUGAGUGAAUUAGCCGAGGCCCGAAGAACAACCUACAUGUCUGGUCGUUGGAUCUGGGAUGAUCAGAAUGGCGAGACGAGCAUCAGCAUUACUGGGUCUCAUGUCACGCUGCCCAGUAAUGGAGACUGCUCGGCCUACUAUAACUGGGUAGAAGAGAAAAGCACUAAUCCUGGGCCAGAGUUGGAUCACAUCACUCCAGCACAUACCAUCAGUGCAGCCCUCUGCUAUGCUACUCAACUUGUUAAUAUUCUUUCUCAUAUUUUGGAUGUCAAUCUGCCUAAAAAGCUGUGUAACAGUGAGUUCUGUGGAGAUAAUUUGAGUCGGUACAGAUUUACUCGUGCUGUUAACAAACUCAACACCAACAUCCUACAUCUCUGUUUCUCUCAGCAUGUAGACAGCGAGCUACUUCAUCCCCACCACACACUGAGAAAUAUCAUGUUUCUGGUCUCCCCUGAGAACAAGAAUCUUGGAAGGACUGGACCAUUUGAAGUAAGUGCAGAUUUGGAGGACUCCAUGGAAUUUUUGGAGCCUGAGGCAUCGGGUGCUGCAGAGGAGAGUGGAGAUGAAGCCGUAACAGAUGAAGAGACAGACUUGGGCACAGACUGGGAAACUGUCCCCAGCCCCAAAUUCUGCGACAUCCCCUCUCAGCCCAUGGAUUUGUCUCAGAGCACAACCAUGCAGGUCUCUCAGCCAGCAGGAAAUGCUGGAGGCAUGAUCUCCUCUGCUGCUGCUUCGGUCACCUCCUGGUUCCGAGCCUACACUGGCCAGCGCUGAGUCCAGGCUGGUGUGUUUGGACUGCUGUAGCUAUGCAAACAAACUAUUGUCCCUCUUUUGUCAAAUCUUACUAGAAAAGUGGAUUUUGUGACUCACUUGAUUGCAUGUAUGAAUGUGUGUGAUUAAAAAGAGCAAGAGGGAAAGAAUAGCAUUUCUAACCUUUUAAAAGUAAAAAUAGGAUCUGGUGAAAUUAUUUGUUUAAAAGAAAACACCUUUUGUAGUUCAUGCACCUUGUAGGAUCUCCACUAUUCUCUUGUUAAUAUCAGUUCCCUUUUCUUUCCUUAAAAUUUGGAGUAUACUGAUAAAGGAUUGUUUUAUAAAGAAUGUCAUUGAGCAUGAUGCACUAUAUUUCACUUUAAUGGGCUGGAUUGCCUUGAUAGAAACAUUUUGUUUACUGGAUAUAGCAGCAUAAACAACGUGGUAGGUGACAGUUAUAGCCAUCUAACAUUUUCAAAAUCCUGAAUUAUUUCCGCUGCAUUGUUUAAUAUGGAAUGCUUGUCAAACAACUGGCACAGCUCGUUUAACUAUAUUACAGUGCAAAACAGUAUAAUAUGUAAUACUCACCACUGGCAUUUGAGAUAGUGAGUUAAUGCUUUGGGUUGCUUAAAAAUGAAAGUGCACCUUUUCACCAGCUAUUUAAAACCCCUGUUUGUAUCUUGUAAAUGAGUAACAUGUUUUAGGUUAUGAAUAAACAAGUGCAGAUUUUUGAUAUGGUAAUCAAGUAAA